Messenger RNA from Anopheles funestus (African malaria mosquito), 2002 nucleotides. RefSeq names its product adenylate kinase isoenzyme 1 (gene Ak1). NCBI's taxonomy places the organism in Eukaryota, Metazoa, Arthropoda, Insecta, Diptera, Culicidae. Gene Ontology annotation, biological process: nucleoside triphosphate biosynthetic process. Bases 714 to 1448 code for a protein of 244 amino acids. The transcript is spliced from 7 exons. The record is from RefSeq and is a predicted model, not a curated record. Gene Ontology annotation, molecular function: AMP kinase activity; ATP binding. Gene Ontology annotation, cellular component: cytosol; cytoplasm.
CUGCCAUCAGUAAUGCACCACUGAUGUAAACAAACUGAUUGGAAAACGCGUGAAAAUCAACGGUCUUGAUAGUGAACUUUUUUUUGUAACAAGCUAAAAUAUUUUUUUACACCCGUGUAGUUAGUUUAUUAUAAUUGGUGUAUAUUGUGCUCCGUAAUAUCUGAGUAUCACGUUUCAGACCGACCCAGCUUGCAUAGAUCGUUCAGCACGAUCAUAACGAACAGGCGGGAAGCAGCAUUUACUUUAGUGGCGCACACAUCACACCAACAGACACCAAACUUCCUAGUACGCCUAGUGUUCGCGUGCAUACGCAAUAGCAGCGCACUUACAAUUGAUCGUGGUGGGGCCGCAGCGGUUGAGAGAUUUCAUGCCACUCGCCACUGCCUGAGCCGUAGUUGAUUAAAAAUAAAACAAAACCACCCCAAACGUCAUCCGCUCCCGCCCACCUUUCCAUUACCAGCUCCGUACUUCGUUCCAUCCAGGAAAAAUUAAUCACGUUUCCCUUACCUUCCCCAAUGUUUGCUCUCUAAACAUCUCUCACUCGCACGCACACCGACGCGUAACGCAAACAAUUUGCGCGGUCGCGGACUCGCGAGAUAGAAUCGCGAGUUUUCGCAUCGUUCGGACCAUCGCUUAGAAGCUUGCCACGCGAGCUUGAGUCAGUAUUACUUGUGGAUUUCGUGCAGCAAGCAAGCCUCGCAAAGUUCGUCAUCAUGUUAUUCAUGUGCCACCAAAUGGCGCUGGAGCAAGAAUCCAAGGCCAAGGAGAAGGCAAACGCAUCGAAUCCAUCAUCUGGCAGCAGCUCACCGGCAGUACAGGUACCGAACGCUGGUGGCAGCUCGUAUGGCCACAUGCGCGACGCCAACGUUCCGAUCAUCUGGGUGCUGGGUGGACCAGGCUGUGGUAAGGGUACCCAGUGUGCCAAGAUCGUGUCGAAGUACAACUUUUCGCACUUCAGUACCGGUGAUCUGUUGCGCGACGAGGUCGCUUCCGGUUCGGAAAAAGGUAAGGAGCUGCAGGACAUGAUGAAGCAGGGUAUUCUGGUGCCAAAUGAGACCGUGCUGAAGCUGUUGGAAGCGGCCAUGGUGAAAGCGUUGAAUGGUACCGUUGGAUACCUGAUCGAUGGCUAUCCUCGGGAACCUGCCCAAGGACCAGAGUUCGAGAAGUUUAUCGCUCCGGUAGAUAUCAUCCUGUACUUCGAGUGUUCGAAUGAAACAUUGGUGGCACGUAUCAUGAAGCGAGCCGCUGAAUCGGCCACGGUUCGUGCGGAUGAUAACGAGGAUACUCUGAAGACUCGCAUUGCCACCUUCCGGGAAAAUACGGAAAAAAUUCUCGUGCAGUAUCCAACACAGCUGCGAAGGAUCAAUGCCGAACGUGCACCGGAAGAAAUUUUCGCCGAUGUGGAAAAAUCCAUCGACGAGCUGCUCGCGCUCAAGGGCAAGAAGUAAGCUGUCCAGCACCAUGUGAAAGGUUUCGUUUGCUUUAUCAGCGCAAGCAAUCCAGCAUCCAUGCACAAUCAUUCGUCUGUUCACGUGCGACUGUCCGGAUGGAGGAGCCACCUCUACGAUGGGGCACGUUUUGUUGGGGUGUACACUAUGCCGCACAACAAUAAGUAAGGCUAUCUCGAAACGUAUCAACGGUAGCAGACGGAGAGGAGGUAGAAUGAGGAGAAAACAAACAUAAUACGCUUAUCAAUUUCAAUAAUAGCUGUAAGACGGUAGACAAAAAAUUUUAGCGAAUGUGUGCAUGUUCGAUGGACCGAAUUCGGCAUAGAGUGAAGCCGGUGUUGUUUUUUUUUUAGCGUAGUACAAGCAAUCAAUCACCGUUUGUCGUUUUUACUGUCGUUUUAUCAACUAUAUCAACUAGCAAACUGCUCAGUUGUUCUGCAUAUAUAGCUGAAGCUAGCUCAAGCCAAAGAAUGCGUUCUACAGUGUUUGUCGAUUUGUCGUUUCGCUUGCGAGCCGGGAACAAAUGUUCUAAUAAAUAAGAUUCUAUAAAGCAA